Molecule: messenger RNA, 3140 nt
Organism: Elgaria multicarinata webbii
Lineage: Eukaryota; Metazoa; Chordata; Lepidosauria; Squamata; Anguidae
Gene: PGM2L1
Product: phosphoglucomutase 2 like 1
Exons: 14
Coding region: 1-1869 (622 amino acids)
Biological process (GO): carbohydrate metabolic process
Cellular component (GO): nucleus
Molecular function (GO): intramolecular phosphotransferase activity; glucose-1,6-bisphosphate synthase activity
Source: RefSeq, a predicted model, not a curated record
AUGGGAGACCACCGAGACGUCGGCGACGUCAACUCCAACCUGCUCAUCACCUGCAACACCGGGGACUCGCAGCUGGACAAGGCGAUCUCGCAGUGGCUCACCUGGGACAAGAAUCCUAAAACGAAGGAGCAGAUUGAAAACCUGUUACGAAAUGGAAGGAAUAAGGAACUACGAGACCGUCUAUGCCGCCGACUUACAUUUGGGACUGCUGGACUCCGCUCUGCCAUGGGGGCUGGCUUUUGCUACAUCAACGAUCUUACUGUGAUCCAGUCAACACAGGGGAUGUACAAAUACCUUGAGAAGUGUUUUUCAGACUUCAAGCAACGAGGUUUUGUUGUUGGAUAUGACACACGAGGUCAGGUGACCAGCAGUUGCAGCAGCUUAAGGCUUGCAAAGCUCACCGCUGCAGUCCUGCUUGCUAAGGGCAUCCCUGUCUACUUGUUCUCCAGAUAUGUUCCCACUCCUUUUGUGCCCUACGCUGUUCAGCAGCUCAGAGCUGUAGCUGGUGUGAUGAUCACUGCUUCCCAUAACCGUAAAGAAGACAAUGGCUACAAGGUAUACUGGGAAAAUGGGGCUCAGAUCACCUCUCCACAUGAUAAAGAGAUCCUGAAAUGUAUAGACGAAUGUGUUGAGCCAUGGAAUGACUCCUGGAAUGAGAAUCUGGUGGACAGCAGCCCCCUUAUGCGAGACCCUCUGCAGAAAAUCUCUGCAAGCUACAUGGAGGAUCUGAAAAAGAUCUGCUAUCACAGGGAGCUGAACACAAAGACCAAGUUGAAAUUCGUUCAUACCUCUUUUCACGGGGUCGGCCAUGACUAUGUGCAGCUGGCUUUUCAGGCAUUUGGCUUCCAGCCUCCCAUUCCAGUUCCUGAACAAAAAGACCCGGAUCCAAACUUCUCCACUGUGAAAUGCCCCAACCCCGAAGAAGGGGAGUCUGUGCUGGAAUUGUCUUUGCGGCUUGCGGAGAAGGAAGGUGCCAGGGUGGUGGUGGCAACGGAUCCUGAUGCAGACAGGCUGGCUGUGGCGGAGCUACAGGAGAAUGGCCCCUGGAAAGUCUUCACUGGCAAUGAACUGGCUGCUUUGUUUGGGUGGUGGAUGUUUACUUGUUGGAAGGAGAACUGCUCAGAAGACGCCGAUGUCAAGAAUGUUUACAUGUUGGCAACUACCGUCUCCUCUAAGAUCCUGAAGGCCAUUGCGCUCAAGGAAGGAUUUCACUUUGAAGAUACACUCCCUGGCUUCAAAUGGAUUGGCAGUAGAGUUAAAGACCUCCUGGACAACGGCAAAGAAGUUCUCUUUGCCUUUGAAGAGUCCAUUGGUUUCAUGUGUGGCACUUCUGUGUUGGACAAAGAUGGUGUGAGCGCAGCUGUGGUGAUAGCGGAAAUGGCUGCGUACCUAGACACCAAAAGCCAAACGCUGGCACAACAACUGACGGAAAUAUAUAAAACGUAUGGUUAUCACAUUUCGAAGACCUCCUAUUUCUUGUGUUAUGAUCCUUCUACCAUCAAAAGGAUAUUUGAAAGGCUCCGGAACUUUGACUUGCCUAAUUCUUACCCCACGUUUUGCGGCACUUACAGUAUAUUGGAUGUCCGGGAUGUUACCACUGGGUACGACAGCAGCCAGCUGAAUAAGAAGUCGGUGCUGCCUGUGAGUAAAACCAGUCAGAUGAUCACCUUCACCUUUCAAAAUGGCUGUGUUGCCACUCUUCGGACAAGUGGAACUGAACCAAAGAUCAAAUAUUAUGCAGAGAUGUGUGCGCCGCCAGAACAGAGUGACACAGCUUUCCUGGAAGAGGACCUGCGGAAGCUCAUUGAAGCCCUCGUGGAGGAUUUCCUGGAGCCCAGUAAAAAUGGACUAAUCUGGCGCUCGGUGUAGCCUUCCUCUUGCCAUUGGCUGUUAGAGAUGUCACUCCAUGCACUGUGUCAUGUGGAACAAAGGAACCAAGAUGAGAACUUCUGUUUGCAUUAAUUUAAUGUGUGUGUGUGUGUGCGCGCGCGUGUGUGUUCCCUAGCCAGCGUACCUAUAUGGAAGCAGUAUUGUUUUGUCAGCUUUCUUUCCAAAGUGGUAAAUAGAUUACUAGGCAGCUCUUUGAAAGGGCUAGGGUCUCCUAAAGGGGGUAGGACAGAUUCUAAAAAAAUCGCCAGCUGAUAGGGGUACCAGUUUGUGCCACCGGCACGCUUCUUAACAAACACAAACCCAGUGAAUUUUCACAGGCUGCAUCUUGGAUGUCUGGUAUCUAAAUUCUUUGAUGUGCGUAGGCCCUUGGCAGCUGGAAAACUGCCUCAUGGGGGAAACGGAUGAUUGUUUUGGACUGACAAAGGGUCCUGCUUCUUUGUAGCUGUUUUGAGUGUCGGAAUCUUUACUGUACUGUUGAGUCUUAAUUUUUAUCGGUCUGUUCAGUAGAAUCCAGUACUUAGGACUUUCUAGUUCAGUCCAAGUGGUUUAGUAGUCAUAAUGGUUCCUGCUAUUUAAAUCUCCUAUUCUAAAAGGUGCUCUUUGUGCAUUGAAUUCUUAUCUGUGUGUAUAUUUACUGAAGUUUACUCAAUGGUUAAACCAUAGUGGCAAGCAACGUAACUUGAGGUUUGACAUCUCAGGGCAAAACCAGGCACAAUUGCCCACCUCCUGUCUCUCUUGGCCCUGAGAGUGCUGGGCCCGCUGGGCUUUUGGGCUACAACAAAACGAGCCGGCAUGCAGGCUUUUUGGGUCUAGGGGAUGCAGACUACGUUAGGAUUGCGGAAUGUCGUUGUGCCAAUUUUGCCUUCGCUCACCUCCAUGAAAGACCCUUCAGUUCAGACAGUUAUGAUAAGCCAAUUUCCAUUGUUUGAUUUUUGGAUUGCAUCCACAGAGAGACUCCCUUCUUCGUUUAUUUGCAAAUAUUUACAGCCAUCUCUGUCUCCAACAGUAGUUAAAGUUGUACAAUAAUUAAAAUAACUAGUAAUGGAUAUUGUUAAUUGCUUGUUAAAAUGAAGAAGCUGUGCUUCAGCAGUAGUUUCUUUAAGCUUCUCUUCCUGCAGUGUGUUAUAUUAGGUUUUCCCAGCGAUACAUGUCAAUGUGUGUGCUUCGUAAGAUCAUACUUUGACUGCUUUCAGGAUCUCGGAGACCUUAAUCACUCUUGCUGCACUGUAAAUUGAGAGGCAAAGCUUUUG